AUGAACAAAAACAAGGGCAAUCUUGCCACCGGAAAGAGACAAAAAGGGCAGACCACAUCACAUCGAAAAAGGGCUGAAGAUCUGGUCGUAACUCACCUGCAGCCUCCGAUGCUCAAAAAUGUGGAUAUGCGCAAGCUCGCGUUAAAUCUGCCAUGUCGCCAGUUGAUCAAGAAGCGAUUCACCAAUCUGCCAACACCCGCCGGCUUAUUCAGUCAGCUGGGAUCAGGUCUCCGCCUUCGCAUCUUUGCACUGGCCUCCACUUACUCGGCGCCAUUUCGAAUCCAUAGCUUUCGCGGUAAUGGCAAGCUCGCCCACGGCCCGUACCAUAAAAACAACUUGACGCAGGUCGCCGAUGCUAGAGCUUUGAGCGCAGUCAGCAGAGCCGUACGACACGAGACGAACAUGAUGUUCUAUCGAGUCAACACCUUCAACAUCAAUCACGAUCCACAUCGUUCUGGCAACGACGCGACAUCGGUAUUGAAGCGCUUCCGAGAAACGAUUGGCGAAGAGGCGUUUUCUCGCAUCCGAGCACUAGGCUUCAUUGCCUAUGUUUCCAACGAACGGGCUUCGCAGAUGCUGCCACCACCUCAGGAUCUGUGUAUUCAAAUCACGGAAGCCUUGAAAGCCAUGAUCAUCGCUGGCGGCAUAUACAGCUUGGAGAUACAGAGCGUCAGUGCGAAGCUCGAGGUCUGCAUUGCUAUCGAUGGCCAUCAUUCUCACCGAAACGUCCCGAUCGAUGAUAAUGACCUCGUGAGGGCCUUGGAGUAUAAGACACGGUUCAUGACAAGUAUUGAGCUCUCGCUGAGACUUGCUGCGUAUACCUGGGAACGACAUCUGGCCAGAUGGAUGAAGAUGGCCGAUGAGGCAGCGCAAAAUGGAGAUGAGGUGAAGCGAAGAGGUAUCAGCGAGGUUGUGGUGAGUAUGUCCACUGCGAGAGAGAGACUACGGACCAUGCUGCCUUUGCAGAGCCGGAUAUGA
This is a messenger RNA of Sphaerulina musiva SO2202, 978 nucleotides long. RefSeq lists its product as uncharacterized. The record is from RefSeq and is a predicted model, not a curated record. The transcript has a single exon. NCBI's taxonomy places the organism in Eukaryota, Fungi, Ascomycota, Dothideomycetes, Mycosphaerellales, Mycosphaerellaceae. The coding region runs from base 1 to 978 and encodes 325 amino acids.